Messenger RNA from Xyrauchen texanus (razorback sucker), 4148 nucleotides. RefSeq names its product sestrin-3-like. Gene Ontology annotation, molecular function: L-leucine binding; oxidoreductase activity, acting on peroxide as acceptor. The coding region runs from base 118 to 1539 and encodes 473 amino acids. The record is from RefSeq and is a predicted model, not a curated record. Lineage: Eukaryota; Metazoa; Chordata; Actinopteri; Cypriniformes; Catostomidae. Gene Ontology annotation, cellular component: nucleus. Gene Ontology annotation, biological process: cellular response to leucine starvation; cellular response to L-leucine; negative regulation of TORC1 signaling. The transcript has 10 exons.
UUUCAGCAGUCCUCCUUCAGGUGCUGAUCGUCAAGACAGGAGCGGUAGACAUGUCCAGACCAGUUCAUCAUCACUGACACCGGGAUUGAGCUCUUCUCCGAGUAUAAAUUUGCCAAAAUGAACGGAACUGCAGACAUCUGCAACCAUUGUCGGAACAUCAUCAGAGAGAAGGAGAAAGGAAUGAAGAUGUCAAGACACAUAUUGACGGGACCAAGCUCAUUUAUUCCAGAAAAUGAGAUCAUAGGAGCCAUGCCACUUAAUGAUGCCACAGAGCUAUUGUUAGAUGAAGAGUUCAGUGGGCAUGUGGAUAACCUGACACAGGUGAUGGCGCUCCACCCACAUUACCUGCAAGCCUUCUUGCGCUGCCACUAUUACCUCCUGAGGAUGGACGGCCCUCUACCACUCCACUACAGACAUUACAUCGCUAUAAUGGCUGCAGGGCGACAUCAGUGUUCCAGAUUGGUGUGUCAACACAUACAAGAGUAUGAGCAGAUUGGCAUGUGUUCUGAUUGGCUUAGAGGUUUGGAGUUUUGCCCACAACGACUUCGUAACCUCAAUGAAAUCAACAAGAUCCUCGCACACAGACCCUGGCUCAUCACCAAGCAACACAUACAGGCUUUGGUGAAGACGGGAGAACACAGCUGGUCUUUGGCAGAGCUGGUUCAUGCUGUCGUCCUGUUGGCUCAUUUUCAUGCCUUGUCUAGUUUUGUAUUUGGUAGUGGUGUCAACCCUGACCCAGAGGUUACAGAGGUCAACAGGGUUAUGGAUGACCUUUGCCACCCAACCAUGGCGAGUUUGUGCACCUGUCACCUAACAAACAGCAACCAAGCCAACAGGAACUCUCUGCGUAUCCCGAACACAGGGAGUGAACUGGAAGCUUUGAUGGAGAGAAUGAAGCGAUUGCAGGAAGAGAGAGAAGACGACGAUGCAUCAGAAGAGGAGAUGUUCACUCGCUUUGAAAAAGAAAAGAAAGAGAGUCUUUUGGUUAUGUCCGCAGGGUUCGAUGAGGAAGUAGUCCCUCCCUCUCCUGUGGCUCGGUUUGUAGAUGACCCGUCGUUUGGAUACCAGGACUUUGCACGGCACGGAGAAGACAACCCACCCACUUUUAAAGCACAAGACUACUCAUGGGAAGAUCAUGGUUUCUCCCUGGUGAACAGGUUGUACUCUGACAUUGGUCACCUAUUGGACGAUAAGUUCAGAACGGCAUGCGAUUUGACCUAUUACAACAUGGCCAGUCAUGAGGGGGUGGAUACCAGCAUGCUGCGCAGGGCACUCUUUAACUACGUCCAUUGUAUGUAUGGUAUAAGAUACGAUGACUAUGAUUACGGAGAAGUAAAUCAGUUGUUGGAGCGUAGUCUGAAGGUUUACAUCAAGACAGUGACGUGUUACCCAGAAAGAACCACCCGCCGCAUGUACGAGAGCUACUGGCACCAGUUCAGACACUCGGAGAAGGUUCAUGUGAACUUGCUUCUGAUGGAGGCUCGCAUGCAGGCGGAAUUGCUCUAUGCAUUGAGAGCUAUCACCCAUUAUAUGACCUGACCAAUCAGACUUCAUCAACUUUGUUAACCUGACCUAUCAGAUCUCACUCAUUUUAUGACCUCACAAAUCAGACUUCACCCACAUAUGACUGGACCAUUUGGACUGCCUCCAUUGUGAUGCCUAUAUUUAACAUUCUCUAAUGAAUCAGCCCAUAUCUGCCAUUUGACGUGACCGAUCAGACAAUCAGACCUGUCAAUAUAUCUUAUAUACAGUAAUUAUAUAAUUAUAUAACCAGGUUACAGCAAGUAUGAGAACGUGUCAACAGCAGUUGGUUUUGUUAUAUAGUUUCAUUCAAGUUGUUGCCUAGCUUUUACACUUUUGUCACUAUAUCUGGGAUCGUCUUGAGAAGAUCAGUUUACAAACCAUUCUGGAAUAAUCCCAAAUGUCAAAGUAAGGAUCCAGGGAUUUAUACUUUUAAAUAAAAAUUGUGGGUGGGAAGCCAAUCCAUAAUUUAUGUUGGAUUGAACUAUAUUGUGGGACGGUCCUUUAUGGUCAGACAAAUUCUUAUUUGACUGAUUAAAACAACCCAAAUCCUCUGACUUGACCUAUAAUCUGACCUGAUCAACUGGAUGAUCAUUUUAUGACAUCAGCUCACCAUCAUGACUGGACAAAUUACAUUUUAACGUGCAAUAUUUUCUCAUUGAAAUCUCACACAUAUUGUAAGAUAAAAUACUGGAGGACAGAGUACAUAACCUUUAACAGAAAGUAGUAUUUUUUUCUUUUUUGCACAUUUAAGAAGAACUGUUUUGGAACACAAUACUAUUUUCCUUUUGUAAAAGCACUAUAAAUGACAACAACAGAAUGUGAGACUCCUGUACGGAGAUUCUUUUUCUUUCUUUUGCAUAUUUAAAAUCUUUAAAGUACCUUUUUUCAUAUUUGAAUGUAUUAUUUAGAGUUCUUAUCAAUACCAUACAUUUUGUUGUAUUUUUCAGAUCAGUUUAGUUGUUUUGGUUUAGUUGUUUACCUGAAAACUAAUGCUUUUGUAGCAUUAAUACUGUACUAUCAGUCCUUUACUAAUAUCUUUCAUUCUCUGUGUUAUAAUGUAGAUAGCAACAUUUGUUUGUAGUUUACAUGUUGCUGUCACUAAACCCUGACAUUGUCAGUCUCUGAGUAGCUAUACUAAUUGCAUUUUGUGACUUUAUUUCUGUGCGAGUGUAUGUGAGUGAGAUUCAACAUGUAGCUUGUCUUAUCCCGAACGUUUGUAUGCGCAGGACAAAGUGUUUGCACAUCUGUUGAGCAUCUCUGAGUUUGUGACAAAACUGUGCACACUAGCACAAGAGAGAUUGUACGUGCGAGAGUUAUAUAUCUGACUGUAGGGAGAGUGGAAAACUAACUUUUUUGAUACUAUCGAUGUAAUUAGUACUGUCCAUCAAAACAUUUAACAAAGAUUUAUUUAUAUUGCUUUAUGAAUCAUUAUUACAUAUUUGCACAAGGUGCAAUCAAGCACCUAAACUAAUCAAGGUGCAACAUCAGCAUCCUUAAAAACAAUCUAUUACAAUUGUGUCUAAAAAUACAGUGAAAAGAUAAGCUUUAUAGAAGAAGAGAAAGUGUUGCCUGGUCCAAUCUUUUGGACAGUGCCUUAUAAAUGCCUGUAUCACUGGAGUAGGUAAAAUUGUCAUUGAAGUGCCUUUCAAAUUUAGAUACAAGCAUUUCUAAUGAUAUGUAGCAAAUUGAUUAUCUCUCCCCAUGGAAAAAAAUGGUAAAUGUUUAUAUCUGUUGUAUUUCCUUCUUGUGAUAGUAAUUCUGAUCACAGUGGUGCUAUGAAGCUUUCAUAUUCUCCACUCGUAAAUUUUUAUAUUUUUAAUAGGUCUACACUGGCACACAAUGAUGCUGUCAGCACUGGAAUCCGGCGGCCCUAAAACUGAACUGUGCGUUUCAAUAAAAUUUCUAAACAUAAAUCUCUGAUUGUCAUCCUUUUUUCUGUUUGCCUUAUUGCUUUUAUUUUUAAUUGUGAAAUUGUCAAUUCAACUAGAGGUCCCGAUCUCAAAAUAAGUAUAUGUCUCUGCAGAAAAUAAUGGACGUUUUCUAAUCUGUGGGUGUUUUCAAACCGGGAUGGUCGUUUCUAAACUAUCCAAUGAAAGUAGGCAAUCUCAGUGGUUUGAUAAACACCCACCGAUUGGAAAAAGCCCAUUUUUGUUCUGCAGAGACAAACAGUAAGUCUCAAAAAUGUUGUUGUUGAUAAUUUUUUCCUGGUGAAAUAUAAACAUAAAUGAUGAUGAAAGGCAAAAUAUUACAGGGUUCCCAAACAUCCUGGAAAACCUGGAGAUUUCAAUGCAGUUUUCCAGUCAUAGAAAAGUCGCAAUGCGAACUUUACACCUCGACAUGUGAAUUUAUUUAAAAUUAUUAAACGAUUGGAGUCCGCUUAUAACACCACAUGUAGUGGCCUUUGAUUUCUGCGAUGCGGAAAACACGGAGAGUUCCUAAAUCCAGUAAUAAAACAAGGAAUGUCAAAGACAUUGUGUUUGAAUGCACAAUUAAUCAAAUUAAAAUAACAAUAUGUCCUAGUGUGAUUAUUAAACCUCAAAAUGAUGUGAUUUAAUUGAAUAAAUAUAUAACCUGCAUGCAUAUUUUAGAAAUGUCCAGGAAAAUUGUGCUUUGAAAUGAGUGGG